AUGAAAUCUGCUAGAAGAUCACUAAAAGACACAUCAGAUAAUAAGCGUCGAUGGCGUGAUAAAUUCAAAGAGCAAUGCAACGACAGAAUGAAGAUGGCUCGACAGGAGCAGAUUAGUAAAUUACGAGAGAAUCAGUGGAUGACAAAAGUGCUGCAGCAAGAAUGGAUUCAGUUCAAAAUGGACAACGAAGAAGCAAUGCGAAAAGAGGGCAUUGACGACAUGGAUAGUCUGAUAGAACAGAGCAUGCUGGACGACGAAGCAGAGAUGUAUUUACGACAAGAGGAAGAAGGACUAGAUCAGGCCCUGGAGGAAUUAUAUCAAACGGUGGCGUGUGUCAAUUGUCAAAAGGCAGCGCUGACCUCUUCUCAGAUAAAGGGUGUGCCAGUGUUAGCCUGUCCCCAAUGUGGAUUUUAUGCAACCGAGACGUGCUUGAGCACCAUCUUGAAUGCGAGUCAUGGCCAUGCUACCUACUGCCAUGGACUGAUAUCUUACUCUUUGGAGCCUGGCACCGACGAUACAAUCAUUGCCGCUUGCAAUAUCUGUGAUUUAUGGGAUAUGUUUAAUAUGUAA
Messenger RNA from Mucor velutinosus, 570 nucleotides. RefSeq lists its product as uncharacterized. Lineage: Eukaryota; Fungi; Mucoromycota; Mucoromycetes; Mucorales; Mucoraceae. The transcript has 2 exons. The coding region runs from base 1 to 570 and encodes 189 amino acids. The record is from RefSeq and is a predicted model, not a curated record.